Molecule: messenger RNA, 567 nt
Organism: Nicotiana tabacum (common tobacco)
Lineage: Eukaryota; Viridiplantae; Streptophyta; Magnoliopsida; Solanales; Solanaceae
Source: RefSeq, a predicted model, not a curated record
AUGCAAACAGGACCGACUGGUCAAGAGCUAGAGGAUGCAUUGUGGGCAUAUCGCAUCGCAUUUAAGACUCCCAUUGGCACCUCACCGUAUCGGUUAAUCUUUGGUAAGGUGUGUCAUUUGCCCGUGGAGAUUGAACACAAAGCCAUGUGGGCUCUGAAAAGGUUAAAUCUUGGCUGGGCUGAAGCUGCUAAUCUGAGAAUGACACAACUCAACAAAAUGGAAGAUUUCCGUCUCCAUGCCUAUGAGAGUGCAACCAUGUAUAAGGAACAAAUGAAGUUUGUUCAUGACAAGAAUAUCUUGAAAUGGGAAUUCAAAUCUAGCGACUUGGUCUUGCUCUUCAACUCGAGACUCAAGUUAUUUUCGGGCAAACUCAAAUCCAAAUGGUCUGGCCCAUUUAAAAUUGUGAAUGUAUCCCCUUACGAUGCUAUUGAAUUAGAGUCGGAAGACGGACUUCGCACUUUCAAAGUAAAUGGACAACAGGUUAAGCAUUACCUGGGCAUAACAGGAGACAAGCACUUGAUAGAGCAAAUUUCUCUCAAGGAUAGUUCGACCCCCACCACUGAGUAG